UGCCACUCCCAUAAGUAGUAGGAGACGGGUAUGUCGCUUGGUUUUCGCUGAAGAAAAGCAAAAGAAAACUGCUUCAAGAAACGGUUUCUUCUACAAAUCGCAGUUCUAUCGAGCUUUAUUGUCCUAGUUGGAGCUUGAAUCAAUAUUGCUUGCGCUCUGAGGGAACGAAAAACAGUAUUCAGAAGAUCAUUUGAGUUGUCAUCAUGGUGAGGAAGAGGAGAACUGAACAACCCAGCGCAGGAGAGAGUUCUGAGCCUCAGGUAGCCAGUGCUGGACGAGGCACUGUUGCUCAACGUCCUCCACCACAGCAGCAGCAACCACAACAGCCACAACCACAACCACAAGGUGGCUAUCAAGGAAGAGGGCGAGGUGGCCAAGGAGCACAGGGUGGACAACCACAAGGAGGAAGGGGGUGGGGUCCAAGGGGAGGAGGGUCCACUGUUGGUGGACCACAACGUGGUGGCAUGACUCCCCAACAGUAUCCUACCGGACCAGUUCAGCAGAGUCCAAGAGGAACUGCACCAUUUCAAGGUGGUGGAGGCGAUGUUCAUGGUGGUUCUGGUUCUGGACCUUCUAAGGCACCAACUCCCGAGCUGCACCAAGCAACACAGGUCCCCCAGCAAGCAGAGUCUUCUGUGGGGUCAUCAAGUAAUCAGCCUGUGGAUGAGGCAGCAGCUCAGCUUAAACAGCUGUCUGUGCAGCAGCAGCAGCAGCAAGAGGUGGCUGUUCAGGCUGCACCUGCUUCCAGCAAGUCAAUGAGGUUUCCUUUACGUCCUGGAAAAGGUAGCUCUGGAACAAGGUGCAUUGUUAAGGCCAACCACUUUUUUGCUGAACUGCCUGACAAGGAUUUACACCAGUAUGAUGUUACUAUCACACCUGAAGUGACAUCCCGUGGUGUGAAUCGGGCUGUGAUGGCACAGUUGGUGAAACUGUACAAAGACUCUCAUCUUGGGAAGCGCCUACCUGCUUAUGAUGGAAGAAAGAGUCUUUAUACUGCAGGCCCUCUUCCUUUUAUCUCUAAAGAUUUCAAAAUCACUCUGCUUGAUGAAGAUGAUGGAUCAGGCAGUGCCAGAAGAGAGAGGGACUUCAAGGUUGCAAUCAAGUUGGCUUCACGUGCCGACUUGCAUCACUUAGACAUGUUUUUACAAGGAAGGCAGGCUGAUGCUCCACAAGAAGCUCUUCAGGUGCUAGAUAUUGUUCUUCGUGAGCUGCCUACUAAUCGGUACACACCAGUGGGUCGAUCAUUCUAUCACCCUGCUCUUGGUCGAAGGCAACCAUUGGGUGAAGGGCUUGAAAGUUGGCGUGGUUUCUACCAGAGUAUACGCCCUACUCAGAUGGGGCUGUCCCUCAAUAUCGACAUGUCCUCGACUGCCUUCAUUGAGCCACUUCCUGUGAUUGACUUUGUCACUCAGCUCCUGAACAGGGAUGUUUCAGCAAGACCAUUAUCUGACUCUGACCGGGUGAAGAUAAAAAAAGCACUAAGAGGAGUCAAGGUGGAAGUAACGCACCGAGGAAAUAUGCGCAGGAAGUAUCGUAUAUCUGGUUUAACAUCUCAAGCAACACGGGAGCUUAAUUUUCCAGUGGAUGAGAGAGGUACAAUGAAAUCUGUGGUGGAAUACUUCCGUGAGACAUAUGGAUUUGUGAUCCAACACAUUCAGUGGCCAUGCCUGCAAGUUGGAAACACUCAGAGACCCAACUAUUUGCCUAUGGAGGUGUGCAAGAUUGUAGAGGGUCAGAGGUAUUCAAAGAGGCUAAAUGAGAGACAAAUUACUGCCUUACUUAAAGUGACAUGUCAGCGCCCUCAUGAGAGAGAGGAGGAUAUCCUAAAGACGGUCGCUCACAAUGCUUAUGACAAGGAUCCAUACGCCCAGGAAUUUGGGAUAAAAAUUAGUCGGAAUCUUGCCUCUGUUGAAGCUAGGAUUUUGCCACCUCCUUGGCUCAAGUACCAUGACACAGGCCGUGAAAAGGACUGUCUGCCUCAAGUAGGUCAAUGGAAUAUGAUGAACAAGAAAAUGGUUAAUGGAGGAAGAGUCGCAAGCUGGAUCUGCAUAAAUUUUGCCCGCAAUGUGCAAGAUAAUACUGCCCGUGGUUUCUGUCAUGAGCUUGCCCAAAUGUGUAAUAUUUCUGGCAUGGCAUUCAAUCCUGAACCUGUGCUUCCAGCAUUUAGUGGGCGUCCUGAUCAGGUGGAGAGAGUGCUGAAGGCUCGUUUCCAUGAUGCCAUGACUAAGCUUCAACCUCAGAAAAGGGAGCUUGAUCUGCUCAUUGUCAUUCUGCCAGACAACAAUGGAUCCCUCUAUGGUGACCUGAAACGAAUCUGUGAGACUGAUCUUGGCGUUGUUUCUCAGUGCUGUCUGACUAAACAUGUUUUUAAGAUGAGCAAACAGUACCUUGCAAACGUGGCUUUGAAGAUUAACGUGAAGGUUGGAGGAAGGAACACGGUCCUUCUGGAUGCAAUUUCAAGGCGGAUACCUAAUGUCAGCGAUGUACCAACUAUCAUCUUUGGUGCUGAUGUCACCCAUCCACACCCCGGGGAAGAUUCAAGCCCCUCUAUUGCAGCUGUUGUUGCCUCUCAAGACUGGCCUGAGAUAACAAAGUAUGCUGGGUUGGUUUGUGCACAAGCCCACCGUCAAGAACUGAUCCAGGAUCUGUACAAGGAGUGGCAUGACCCACAAAGAGGCAAAAUGUCUGGUGGCAUGGUCAAGGAACUGCUGAUAUCUUUCCGCAGAGCAACUGGGCAGAAGCCAAAGCGGAUUAUUUUUUACAGGGAUGGAGUGAGCGAGGGGCAGUUCUAUCAAGUUUUACUUUAUGAGCUUGAUGCGAUUCGAAAGGCAUGUGCAUCGUUGGAGCCAGAUUAUCAGCCUCCAGUGACAUUUGUGGUGGUUCAAAAACGUCAUCACACGCGAUUGUUUGCUAACAACCAUCGUGACCGCAAUGCUACCGACAGGAGUGGGAAUAUACUGCCAGGCACCGUUGUCGACUCCAAGAUAUGUCAUCCAACCGAGUUUGAUUUCUAUCUAUGCAGCCAUGCUGGGAUUCAAGGGACAAGCCGUCCGGCCCAUUACCAUGUGCUGUGGGAUGAGAACAAGUUCGCAGCUGAUGCUUUGCAAUCACUCACAAACAAUCUCUGUUACACGUAUGCAAGGUGCACUCGUUCUGUGUCCAUUGUGCCACCUGCAUACUAUGCUCAUCUGGCUGCCUUCCGUGCACGGUUCUAUAUGGAGCCAGACACAUCUGACAGUGGCUCCAUGACAAGCGGCCGUGGUGCAGGGACAAGGAGCACCCGUGUGCCAGGGGCAAAUGUUGCUGCGGUCAGACCCCUACCUGCUCUCAAGGAGAAUGUCAAGCGGGUUAUGUUCUACUGCUAGAAUACCCUACCCUACCCUUCCAUUUCAUGUAUGUUUUUGUGUCUACUACUACUACUACUACCUUUGUGCUGGAUAAAUUACAACACACUAUGUGUGUAGGUGUUUGUGUUUCUUCCCGACCUUUCAAUUAAAAUACUUUGGUUUGCUAUAUUA
This is a messenger RNA of Lactuca sativa (garden lettuce), 3518 nucleotides long. RefSeq names its product protein argonaute 1B. Lineage: Eukaryota; Viridiplantae; Streptophyta; Magnoliopsida; Asterales; Asteraceae. The record is from RefSeq and is a predicted model, not a curated record. Gene Ontology annotation, molecular function: RNA binding; protein binding.